AUGAAGCUCACGAUCAAAAGUCUAGGCGGCUCCAACUUUCAGUUGGAUGCUGAGCCCUCGGACACAGUGAGUGCGGUCUCUUUGUGCAUGCCUCUGGUUCUCUCAUGCUGAUGAGGACAAUCCGCGCAUCAUAGAUUGCCACCAUCAAGUCAAAGAUUCAAGCUUUGCAGGGUCAUGCGGUGGAGCAGCAAAAGUUGAUUCACAGUGGCAAGAUUCUGACAGACGGACAGACAGUAGAGUCAUGCAAGAUGAAGGAGAAAGACUUCUUAGUAGUUAUGGUGUCAAAGGUGAGGAAGCCGAGCGCUGUACCGGGAUGGUCAAUUGAGGUUGCCGCCAAGAGUUCAUGGCACUCGCUGGCUUGGUGGUGGCCGCAUUCAACCACUCAUUACUGAACGCUUGCACAUGCUCCCUGCAGCCAAAGGCUCCAAAGCCUGCAGAGACCCCUGCUGUGCCUCCCGCAGCUUCGGCUGGCUCGGAGUCGUCAAGCUCUGGCCUCACCACCUCUGUUCCUUCCGCAGCAGCGCCGCCCACUGCCUCAGCCUCCGAAGGCGCGACCUCGACGGCUUCCGACCCGUCCACUGCGGCCGCCGCUGCGGCAGGAUCUGAGACUUCCUCUACUACUGCUACUGGACCCGGCUCUUCCUUCCGUGAGUAUCCUGUCUCCUCGCAGUAGACGCAAGCACCUGAUCACUCACACCGGUCGCGUGCUAUCUUUUUCGCUCAAGUCUCGGGAGCUGCACUCGAGGCCGCGAUCACAAAUAUCACCGAGAUGGGGUUCGACAGGUCAGAGGUGCAAAAGGCGUUGCGCGCUUCGUACAAUAACCCUGAUCGCGCAGUAGAGUACCUAAUGACUGUGAGUGUCAAGUCUAAAAUUGCAUUGCGCGCAUUCAUUUACGCUUGAAUGGAUGUGCAGGGUAUCCCGGAAAAUGUUGGACAACAACAAGCACCGCCUCAGGCUCAGCCAACCCAAGCUCCAAGCACCGGUGCAGCCGAACCACCUCCUACUCCUGCUGGACAGACUGCCGAGACGGCCAGCACAACGGGUGAACAGCAACCACCCACCGUAGCCCCUUCUGCCGGCGCGGCCGUGGCAACAGCGCCCCAAGCUCGCCAGCCUGCUGCUGGCGGUGGCAACUUGUUCGAGCAAGCCGCUGCAGCGGCCCAAGGUGGCAGAGGUGGUGGAGCUGCUGGUGCAGGAGGCGCAGGUCGGGGAGCUGGCGGCGCGCCGGGAGGACUUCCAGGCGAGUCGGACGGUCGUGGCGGUCAAGUGAUCGAUCUUGCAAAUCCCGCCAUGCUUCAACAAUUGAGACAAUUGGUUCAGCAAAAUCCGGCCGCGUUGCAACCUUUGGUGCAGGCGAUUGCGCAGAGCAACCCUCAAUUGGCCGAGGCUAUGGCUCAAGAUCCUGAGGGCGUGCUCUCCAUUCUGGCGGCCGGAGGCGGUGGUGCUGGCGACGAUGACGAACAGGUUGGCAUGGUAAGUGUUGCAACCUGAUGGCAGCCUCAACUACGUCCGUCGACAUUGCCGCAGCCUAGUGACACAGUCACAUCGAUCGUCCUUCGAAAUCGCAGGAUGAGCUCAGUCCAGAAGACCAAGAGAAGGUACAGCAGGUAAGUAUAAGCAAGUCACCUGUACAGCUGCCAUGUCGCUGACCUCUUCGGUCUACUUGCAGAUUUGCGCAAUGGGCAUUCCAGAAGACAGGGCCAUUGAAGUGUUUUUAAUGUGCGAUCGCAACGUUGAACUAGCAGUCCAGUACUACUUUGGUAAGCGCACCUGCACUGAGCUGCCACGAUUUGCUCGAACGCUUGCAGCUGCUCAAUACCUGCUGCCCCUUUCCAAUCCGCUUUGUCUUCUCAGAAAAUCCAGGUAAGCAGUCAGCUUUGGGAAAGAAUAGUCAUGACAUCCAGGUCAUCACCUGCUGACCAUGAAAAUGUUUCCUUUGCAGGCGACUUCGAUGACUAA
Ceraceosorus bombacis is the source of this 1960-nucleotide messenger RNA. The record is from the annotation of a GenBank genome assembly. NCBI's taxonomy places the organism in Eukaryota, Fungi, Basidiomycota, Exobasidiomycetes, Ceraceosorales, Ceraceosoraceae.